Molecule: messenger RNA, 1397 nt
Organism: Bursaphelenchus xylophilus (pine wood nematode)
Lineage: Eukaryota; Metazoa; Nematoda; Chromadorea; Rhabditida; Aphelenchoididae
Source: the annotation of a GenBank genome assembly
AUGAUUCUCAGGAUAAAGUCUAUCCCUAUAUUGCUAUUUGUGAUAUCACUCCCCGUUUGCGAUGGGUUUGUAAAUCCUGUUUGUAAGUUUCCCUUUUUUACAAACAAUUUCCGGCCUCUUCUGCCGCCUUCGUACCAAACACGUGUUUUUUUCAGUCAAUCGGACGAUAAAACCGACCGGAGAAUAUUUUACAACACACAUUCUGGCACACUUCCAUGAUUUCGAUAAUUGGUAUCACAAAGAAAACAAGACCUUCAGGGAUAUUUAUGAGGAAGCAACCAAUCAGACGUUACUUGAAGAAGAUGCCCAGCCUUUCUUUGAUAGGAUUUUUAAGGGGUUGAAGGAUGCGGCACCCGAACUAAGAUCAUUUAAACUUCAUGUAAAUAACAUGGUGUUUGAUCGGCAAGUUAAUUCUACUGAUGAAGACGAAGUAAGAAAAGCAAUAUUUUUUUUUAUUUGAGAAUGUCACAAAUAUUUACUGAUAUAAUUUUUAAGGUCAUUGCCAAGCUUCGAGCGAUCCAACAGUUAUUCCGCGAUCACAUUACAACAAUUGUGACUUCAGCCAAUCGCUAUAACUUGCAUAUCGAGGCUUAUGACACAUAUGCGCGUGUGAUGUCAGCUUGCGAGGAGGGAAAUACUGCCCCAGGCUGUCGAAGCAGACUGGUUUUAGACAAGGCUUUUCCAGAUCAUGAAUGGCAUGAUGAUGAUUAUAGAUUGGAUACGAUGCAAAGAAUAGGAAACACAAAAGGAAUUAUUCAAAUGAUUUAUCAUGGAGGGGACAUCCCACUGGACGUGGGGAACCAUGUUACCGGUGACAGUAGGUUAUUGGAAGUGAAUUAUAAUCGUCCUUUCAGCGAUUCAUCAUUUACUCCCCACCGGGAUGGCGUUGACUUGUGACGAACUUCAAGGGAAGGAGAGACAUAUGGGAACUCAUGCGGACCGAAAAGUUUAUGCCGAGGCCUUGAAUAAGAUCAAAGAAGAGGUCAGUAGUCUUCAAUCUUUUACCCUUGUUUGCGAACGCACUGUGGAUCUGAAUGAAACUUCAGAAAUUGAGGUAAUCUUUAUUUUCUCUGAAUUUUGAUAGGUUUUUCAAACCUUAGCGGAACAUCGUUUUCUAGAAUAUCCUUGAGAUGAGGUCUGCUGUCGCAAAGGUAGACCAAGAAAUCAAAUCGAUAAUCGAGGAGGCCUUGAAGGUAGGUGUUCAUAUUGAACAUAUCUACGAGCACAUUAACUUCUUCACUCCCGGCUGUGCCGAGGAAAUGCUGGUCACCCGUUGUAAUCGGGAGCUCCAAUUGCCUAAGGCUUUCCCGGAUAUUCCGCUGGACAAUACUCUUUUUACGAAAGUCUUCAAACGAGAUCUAUUUCAUGGCGUUCCGCGCCACUUGAGAAUACUGUAA